Mangifera indica (mango) is the source of this 3048-nucleotide messenger RNA. RefSeq names its product prefoldin subunit 1. The transcript is spliced from 7 exons. The record is from RefSeq and is a predicted model, not a curated record. Gene Ontology annotation, biological process: protein folding. Bases 137 to 550 code for a protein of 137 amino acids. Gene Ontology annotation, cellular component: prefoldin complex; cytoplasm. Gene Ontology annotation, molecular function: protein folding chaperone. NCBI's taxonomy places the organism in Eukaryota, Viridiplantae, Streptophyta, Magnoliopsida, Sapindales, Anacardiaceae.
UAAAACAAUAUAGCCCUUCGAAAAUUAGACCGCCUUAAACCAAGCCGAAAGGGGCAUUCAAUCAAAUCUUGUCUAAUAGCAAUAGGGCUUUGAAGGUAAAUAGAAUCAUCAUAUCGGCACCGAAGAAUCUUCUACAAUGUCUGAUGAAGCCAACAGAGCCGCGUUUCUGGAGAUUAAAGGUCGCAUGAUUGAAAAUACUGGCAAAUUGAAGCAGGUGCAGAACCAGAUGCGAAAUAAAGAAGGGGAGAAGAAGCGUGCUUACUUAACCUUGGAGGAGCUGCGCCUGUUGCCUGAUAAUACAAAUACAUACAAAUCCAUAGGGAGAACGUUUGUUUUGGAGCCCAAGUCAGCUUUAGUGAAUGAACAAGAGCAGAAAUAUAAGGAUAGUGAAGCUGCAAUUGCAGCAUUACAGGUGUUGAUGUUAGCAAGUUUAUGCCUGAGGCCCCUGUGCACCCACUUCUUGCACCAGCCUCCUCUACUGCUGAGAUCCUGCCUCCUAAUAGUCAGUUUCCUAUUACCAUUUGCAAAGGUGAUGGCAGGCAAUAGUUGAUGAGAUGUCUACUUUACAUGCCAAUGGAACUUAGGAAUUGGUUUCACGACCUCCUAGACACUCUCUUGUUGAUUAUCGGUGGAUUUAUAUUAUUAAGGUUGGUCUGAAUGGUAAUUGAUAGGCUGAAAGAUCGGUUUAUUGUCAAGGGUUACAUUCAGACAUACGACCUUGACUAUUAUGAAACAUUUUUUCCUAUGGCUAAGAUGUUGUUUGUUUUUCUAUUUCUGUCUAUGGUUGCUAUUCGACAAUGGUUGCUACAUCAGGUGGACAUCAAGAAUGUUUUUCUUCAUGGUAAACAGUAGGAGGAGAUUUAUAUGGAGCAACCACCUGACUUUGUUGCUCAAGGGCAGUCUAGCUUGGUAUGUAAACUUCGCCGUUCUUUGUAUGGCUUGAAACAGUAUCCUUGUGCCUUGUUUGGUCAGUUUAGCACAGUUAUUCAAGAGUUCGACAUGCUUUGAAGCAAGUCUGAUCAUUCUAUAUUCUAUAGACAUACAUUACAAAGACAAUGCAUCUAUUUGGUUGUUUAUGUUGAUGAUAUUGUUAUAACAGGAAGUGAUCAGGACAACAUUGAGUAGUUAAAGAAACAUCUAUUCAAACAUUUUCAGACUAAGGAUCUAGACCACUUAAGUGUUUUCUUGGCAUUGAAGUCGAACAGUCUAAAUCUAAAAUUAUUAUUUCUCAAAGGAAAUAUGCUUUGGAUAUUCUCAAAGAAACAAAGAUGUUAGAUUGCAAACUUAUAGACUCUCCCAUGGAUCCUAAUACUAAGCUCUUACCUGAACAAAGGGAGCCCCUUGCAGACCGUAGGAGAUAUCAAAGAUUGGUUGGUAAAUUCAAUUAUCUGACCAUUACAUGACCUGAUUUUUCGUUUUCAAUUAGUUUUUCCAGUCUCCAUGUGAUCACCAUUGGGAUGUUGUUGUUUAGAUUCUACGAUACAUCAAGGAAGCCCCAGGAAAAGGUCUACUUUAUGAGAAUAAGGGUCAUACACAAGUUUUUAGAUAUUCAUAUGCUGAUUGGACAAGUUCCCCAUCAGAUAGACUCUUUACUUCUGGGUAUUGUGUUCUUGUUGGAGGAAACCUUAUAUCAUGGAAGAGUAAGAAGCAAGAUGUUGUGCUCAGAUCAAGUGUAGAAGUAGAGUAUUGUGCUAUAGGCUUAGUUACUUGUGAGCUUAUCUAGUUGAAACAGUUGAUUCAAGAGUUGAAGUUUGCAGAUAUAUCACAAAUGUCAUUACUUUGUGAUAAUUAGGUUACAUUUCACAUUUUCUCCAAUCCUGUAUUCCAUGAAAGAACGAAGCACAUCGAAAUUGACUGUCAUUUUGUGCAUGAGAAGAUUUUGUCCAGUAGCAUUACCACAAGUCAUGUCAGUUCAAAUGUCCAACUUACUAACAUUCUCACUAAAUCUCUCCGAGGUUGUCAGAUUAAUUAUAUUUGUAGCAAGCUUGAUGCAUAUAAGUUAUAUGCUUCAACUUAAAGGAGAGUGUUGAAACGUAUCUUGUAAAAUAAGAAAUUUAUCUUGUUAAAAAGGAAAACUUAGAUGUCUUUCCUAAUGUAGUUAGGUAUAGUUAGUUUCUUUCCUAAAUUAGUUAGAUAUACUCUUGUAUGUAACGUUGGAUUUUCUUGGAAUCAAUACAAUGAAAAAUUUAUCAACCAUCUCUGUUCACACAUUAUAACAAGUUUGGAUUUUGGACAAAUCCAUGUUUUUAAAUGUGUGUAAACAAUCAGCUCUUAUAUAUGGCUCAAUCACUUAAGGAAAAGAAGGAUAAUAUAGGCUACCACAACUAAUUAAACAUGAAAUCUCUUAGUAAGAACAGCAAUGAAUUUUGUAUUUUCCAUUGAUGGGAUGUGAAAUUGUAUAUAUAUUGGAAGGUGGUUUGAUUUAGGCUUUAAAAAGAAUAUUUUUCCUUCCAUGAAAGAGUUCAUGUGGUAAUUUGUAAAACAUUGAACUUGCUAUUGGCAUGGAUUUAGAUUAUUUACUGCCAUGAAGAUCAGCUAGAAUUAAAUUUGUAAAUGGUACUGACUGACAUAGUCUCUAUGUGGCUUGGUUUACGUUUGUCAUGCUCACAUGAUUUAAUCUAGUAAAUUCUCAUAGUAUCAUAAUUUUGGGCUCUGGUAAUGAGUGAAAUGACAUCAUUGGAAAUGGAAGUUUAUUAUAGAAAGUGUCUCACCUAGUCCCCUUCGUAACUCUUGUUUUGUCAGGGGUCAGGAAACUAAUCAUUUCUAAGGAUGACGAGAUUAAAUAUUGUUGUCUCUUAUCAUUAUUUGGAAUUUAAUCUGGAAGAAAAAAGAAUUAUAUGUUUGUUCCUUUUCAUAUCACUUGUUGAAUGGUCAAGUUUUGUGAGCUUUGAGGGAUUGUGCAUCCUUUCCUCUCAUUUUCCUGCCAACCAAAUAGGGGAUUUGAACUCCAUUCUAUUAUUUUUCUUUUGACUGUGCUCCUGCUAAAACGUUAUAAGUUGAUAUCUUUUCAUUGAGCAGGCCUCAAAGGAAUACUUAGAGAAGCAAAAA